Echinococcus granulosus is the source of this 3900-nucleotide messenger RNA. Its product is annotated as Condensin complex subunit 3. Gene Ontology annotation, molecular function: protein binding. The record is from RefSeq and is a predicted model, not a curated record. The transcript is spliced from 21 exons. Gene Ontology annotation, cellular component: condensed chromosome; condensin complex; cytoplasm. Lineage: Eukaryota; Metazoa; Platyhelminthes; Cestoda; Cyclophyllidea; Taeniidae. Bases 1 to 3900 code for a protein of 1299 amino acids. Gene Ontology annotation, biological process: mitotic chromosome condensation.
AUGCGAUAUUCACUUAGAUUGUCUAGGUUUGUUGCUGAACUGCGACGAAGUUGCCUCAUAUUGUGUCUGUAUUUAACGAAUGUCAGGAGACGUCGUUAUCCCAUGAUCAUGCCAUUCUCACAUUUUGCGGAGGACUUUUUUGAGCUCUGCCGUUAUUCUUUGGUCAGUGCGGAACGUACCGUCUUCAGGGAGCGGACCAUUGAUUUCAUUGUUCGUGCUGUUGUUCAUAUCAGUGCCAAUGCUGCUGAACGCGAGGAUGGGAAUCCGCGCAAUCUACUUCUUGUCAAGAUGUUUCUCUUCUGUGCUAAGUAUCACGAAUGCGUCAAGCAUGCACCACGUUUUCGAUGCACGCAGUUUAUUCACAAACUGCUCGAAGCCAUGGGCUCUGAGGCUUGCCUGCCGGUGGAGCUGUUCGACAUCAUUCAACGCGUCCUUCUUCGGCGGUCCACGGAUGUGAAGCCCAUGAUCCGCGUGCAGGCAGCCCUGGGUCUAGCGCGUCUUCAGAAUCCCACGGAUCGCAAGUGCCCAGUUAUUGAGCAGCUGCUGUGGCUUUCGCGCCACGACACCUCACCGGAUGUUCGUCGUGCCGCCCUCGCCGCCAUUGUACUCACCACCUUCACCCUACCUGUCGUCGUGGAACGCUGUCGAGACGUAUCCGAUACCGUCCGCAAAACUGCCUAUAGCAUCCUCGCACAACGCUCCGUGGUUCGACCCCUCUCUAUCGCCAAACGUAUUGCCAUUCUGCAGGAUGGUCUUACAGACACCUCGCCUGAUGUUCGGAAAGCGGCGGAGGCAGUGGUGAUAGCGUGGUUCAACUUCCUAGAUCAAGAUCCGAUUCUCUUGCUGCGAAGACUGGACACCGAAGGUGUACCCAAGACUAGUAAACUCUGUCUCGAUCAUCUAUUGCCGAAUUUGGAGGAGGAUACCUUGGUCACUGUCAUAACCAAGUGGGCGGCUGACUAUUUGGACGAAAGGCACAUCCCAAAACCCGACAGAUGUUCCGUGGAAUGUGUCUUCUUUUGGCGCGUGAUAAUCGAGUAUCUAUUAAAACGCCAGAACGCCGAUGAUACCAGCGAAGUGAACAAUCAAGGUGAGGAAGGUGGGCAAAUCUCCCAUGCCGCCACCACCUCUUCCUCGCCUGGCCAAAUUGCAGCCCUCCUUGAGCGUAUCACGCCCUCCGUUUCCGAUUAUGUUAACUUCAUCAUUCAUCGCGUGGACAGUCUCCUGGUGCUGCUACGAGCAGACGUUGACUACAACGAGAAUGUCAUGGAGGCGGAAAGUGUGUUGGAGCACGUCCUCCUAUUGUGCGAGUCUUUGGACCUCUCCGACGAAUUUGGACGGCGACGGCUCUUCGACGUUGUCCGUGGCUGGCUUGUGUGCCCACAGGUGCCUGCUAGCCUCACAAAAUUCCUGCUGCAAAUCUACUUCAAUCUUGAGUCAAAUGUGCAAAAUCGAGUGCUAAAGGUUGCGGAGAUGACUUCUGAGCUGUUGGAAUCUGCUGAAGAGGCGGCAAAGCAGCAGAACUUAAGCGUUCAAACCACCGUAUUGACAGCUGUCGGUACGAGCGGCAAUCACGGCGAUGUGUCAUCCCGGGCACUGAGUGAUGGAAGGUCACCAGCUGAACCUUCGCACCAACCCCAGGCCAAGCCGUUGAAUAAGGCCCGCGAGACCUAUCUUCGUAUAAAGGUGGCUGAACUGAAGGUGAAAUUGAAUGAAUUGAAUGAGUCGCUGAGUGAAUGCAUUCGGGUGAAGGAUUUUGAGCGUGCUACGUCCCUUCGUGAUGAGUGUGCCCGACUGGAGGGAGAACGCUCCGCUUUGCUUCACGAACUCACCGGGAUUAACUUACCCAUCUGUACGCCAGAUACCAAUAGUCGUCCGGCUCUCUCUGCCUCCUCGGUCCACGUGUCCGGCACUAUGAAAGCGGAGAUGGUCACGGAGGAGGUGGUGGAAAUAAUCGACUCGGAGGAGGAAGAAGAAGAGAACGACGAAUCGGAUCCAAAAGUAAUUCUGGUGCGUCGGCAGAUCAAGUACCUCUCACGGCUUUCCGCAGACGUGGUGCUGAAGGCCAACAAGAUGGUCGUUGUUACAAUUCAAAAGUCACCUUCUCUCUGGUCCCUUCCACCCUCGCUUCGGUCCCUGCUUUACAAUUUGAUCCUGCCCAGUGUUCAGCACACCGAUUUGGCCAUCCGUAAUCAGGCGAUUUUGGCGCUGGGUCUCUGCUGCACUCUCGAUUUGGCUCUCACCAAGUCAUACCUCUCGCUCUUCUAUGAAGCUGUUAAACUUGACCAUGCCACGGUACGUGUGACAGCCAUCAACUGCAUUAUCGAUGUCUUCGUGAUUUUCGGUCUCCAUCCUUUCCUGGAGGUGGCGGAGAAAUUCGAUGAGGUCGAUUUGGACAUCGGUGACCUUGUUUUACUGAAGAGCGGACGUUUCGGCUCCGGUGCCAUCAACACUACCGCUUCUGAGACUAUCAGCCUUGCUCUUCGUUUAUUGGCACCUAUGGUGGAACUUAUCGAUAGUGAUGAUGCAGAUUUGCGCACAGCAGCGGGCGUGGGUGUAGCGAAGCUCUUCAUCUUCGGCCGUCUAUUGUCGGGCCGACUAAUCUCACGCCUACUGCUGCUCUGGUUCAACCCGCAAACUGCGGAAUUGCCUACGCUGAGCCAGUCAUUGGGUGUCUUCUUCACCGACUUUGCCUGCUCCAGCCCCGAGCGACAGGCCUGUGUGGCCGACGCGGUUCUCCCCACCCUGACUAUCCUCGUGGCUGCGCCGGCCACAUCUGCUCUCUCCGAAAUCGACCCUGGCCUUGUCGUCGAUCUCCUCGCUCGACUCACCGACGCCUCCUGCCUUUUUCCCAAGGUGCAGAGCAGAGUGGCCGCUGAUGGCGGCGAGGAUUACAAAAGUACUGAUAAUCCCUGCCACGACGACCUGGCUAUGCGCCUUAGUAAUCGCGUUUUGAACGCCCCCCAGUCUGCAGAGGCUCGUCUUUACAUUCGAGUACUCAGUCAGCUUCGACUCUCGCUGUACAAAGCUCAGUUAUACAAGGAUCUCCUUCGCAUGACAGAUCUUAUGUUCAAGAAAGUUGAGCGUAGUGCGUUCCUGAGUCUCCAUCGCUUCAGGAAAAAUAUUCAGGCUAGCAUAUCUGCUUCGGGCUUGACGAUGGACGACUUCCUGUUGGAGGGUUCGGACGUCGUGGUACAGCAAUCUGGUCCGUCUCUUUCACCUCAUGCUGAGGAUCGUCCAACCCUGCUAGAAUCACCUGGGCCCUCAAAAUUGAACUUGGAGGAAGAAGAGGGUCUUUCUCAAAGGACCUUGAUUGCGCAAAAUGAGGAACUGAGGAGUACAGUAGCCGGCUUAUCCUUCCGUGGUCCCUCCCUGGCAUCGAAACUUCUAGUGUUCUCCGACGAUGAGAAUAACGAUAAGAAGGAGGGGGAAGGUGAAGGAAUUGUAAUUUCAGAAAAGGAAGGGGAAGAGGAUGGUGAAGCUAGUAUGAUCCAGACUCGCCAGACCAGCUCGAAGCCGCUCACGAGAUCACGGAUACGCGUUUGCAAGACACCUACUACUACUACCGCCACCCGCAAUAUUCGUACCGCAUCAAAGGCCAGAGUGGCGUCCGUGGUAGAUAGGGAGUCGAUGCCUCCGCCCUCAUCCAGCAUUGCGAAAAGCAACGUUCGUAAGAAGUCGGAGGCACUUCGCUCAAAUGUGCGCCGAUCCUGUGUGUUGAACCACACGGAUAUCUUAGUCUCCACAGCUUGUGCUUCGGGUCUGCGGCACGGCUCGAAGGCCGCGCCAGUAGCCGUCCGACCCUCCUUACUUUGCUUUGACACAGCUAAUCGAAAUGGUCAAGAGGACAGUCUGCUUACUCCUGUUGAGAGUGAGAUGUUUACACUUGUUUUCAAAUAA